Molecule: messenger RNA, 933 nt
Organism: Exophiala spinifera
Lineage: Eukaryota; Fungi; Ascomycota; Eurotiomycetes; Chaetothyriales; Herpotrichiellaceae
Exons: 1
Coding region: 1-933 (310 amino acids)
Cellular component (GO): cytoplasm
Molecular function (GO): 2-oxoglutarate-dependent dioxygenase activity
Source: RefSeq, a predicted model, not a curated record
AUGACCAGUCUCAUAUCAGGUCCUUUCCCACGGCUGUGUAGCCGCUUGACUCAUGCCACAAGCUCUUCUCGUCAACUUCGAUAUCCCGCAUCCAGUAGAAGACAUUUGUCCGUCCACCCCGUCGCAGGGUCGCUCGGGGCAGAAGUCCGGGAUGUCGACCUGACCCGCCUGCACGAGAACCCGGGAUGGGUGCGGGAAAUCCGCGAAGCAUUUCUCGACCACCAAGUCAUCUUCUUCCGGAACCAGGACCUGGAACCCGGGGCAUUUCUCACGUUCGCCUCUCACUUUGGCAAGGCGGUCGAGUACCCCUUCGUCAAGGGCAUCGAGGGCUUCCCUGAGAUCAUCCGCGUUCUCAAGCAGGAGCACGAGACCGUCAACUUCGGCGGGAUCUGGCACUCGGACACGUCCUAUCAGCAGACGCCUCCUUUGGGGUCGGUCCUCCUCGGGGAGGAAACCCCGCCGUACGGCGGUGACACGCUCUUUGCGAACCAGUAUGCGGCAUACGACUCUCUGUCCGAUGGACUCAAGGAGACUCUUGCCGGCCUCAAGGGAGUAAACACCUCUGCGAAAGCGGACGCGAGCAAGACGAGAGAAGACCGCAUCCGAGACAGUGGCAAUCCCACGCUGGCAGAGUCGUUUGAAGCGGUGCAUCCUGUCGUCAGGACACAUCCCGAAACUGGUAAGAAGGCGCUGUACGUCAACGUUGCGCACACGGCCCGGUUCGAUGGCUGGACCGAGGAAGAGUCUGCACCGUUGCUGAGAUUCCUGUUUCAUCACCAGAUCAGGCCGGAAUACACCUGUCGAUUUUCUUGGAACGUCGGAAGUAUUGCCUUCUGGGACAAUCGGUGUGUUCAACACAAUCCUAUCAACGACUAUAACGGUUUCAGACGGAACAUGUUGAGGAUCACACUUGCAGGAGAUACGCCUAGAUAA